This is a messenger RNA of Mesorhabditis spiculigera, 303 nucleotides long. NCBI's taxonomy places the organism in Eukaryota, Metazoa, Nematoda, Chromadorea, Rhabditida, Rhabditidae. The record is from the annotation of a GenBank genome assembly.
AUGGAUUUCCAGAAGCUUGCCGACAGGGAGAAGACCGUCCUAUGCAAAAAAUAUUUCUUCAUCGGCCUCGCUUGCCUGCCACUUGUAUGGUUGAUCAACUUCAUCUGUUUUUUCAAAGACGCUUUCCUCAAGCCACGGACACCGGAAGUACUGCAGAUUCGCACCUACGUCAUCAUGUCAUUUAUUGGCUGUGCUAUUUGGCUGGUGAUCCUCUCUGCAUGGGAAACCGUCUUCCAGAUCUUCCGUGUGAGAGGGCUACCCUGGACAGACGCGCUGACCUUCACAUUCCCGCUCGGACGUGUC